Messenger RNA from Esox lucius (northern pike), 5268 nucleotides. It is a transcript of the gene nnt, whose product is annotated as nicotinamide nucleotide transhydrogenase. The record is from RefSeq and is a predicted model, not a curated record. Gene Ontology annotation, cellular component: mitochondrial inner membrane. Gene Ontology annotation, biological process: NADPH regeneration; proton transmembrane transport. NCBI's taxonomy places the organism in Eukaryota, Metazoa, Chordata, Actinopteri, Esociformes, Esocidae. Gene Ontology annotation, molecular function: NADP binding; NAD binding. The coding region runs from base 143 to 3400 and encodes 1085 amino acids. The transcript is spliced from 21 exons.
UUUCCUGGAUUCAUACAAUUUCUUCCGGUUGGAGAGAAAGUUCGCCUGUGCAGCACAUAAUCGAGAUAGUCUGCAAAGGCUGCCUGUUUUUGUGUAGGAGGAGGGUUGAUCUGGCUGCACAGCUCCUCCUUGUGUGUCUUCGAUGGCGUCCAGCCUUCUGCGCAUGGUGGCCACCAGCUGCUCUGCUCCUCUAUUCAGUGGGGUUCAGCUGCAGGCUAGUGCCCGCUCAGUGAAGACGCCAUGCCUGCGCUUCUUCCGGACUCAGCAGGUGCUCAACCGCUGCGCCAGCCCAGGUAUUCCCUAUAAGCAGCUCACGGUAGGUGUGCCGAAGGAGAUCUUGGAGAAUGAGCGCCGCGUGGCUCUGUCCCCGGCCGGAGUACAGGCCCUUAUAAAACAGGGCUUCAACGUGGUGGUGGAGUCUGGGGCUGGAGAGUCCUCCAAGUUCCUAGAUGAGCAGUACAUCCAGGCGGGCGCCACCAUCAAAGACGUCCGAGAUGUCCUGGCCUCCGAUCUGCUGCUCAAGGUGCGUGCGCCCAUCUUCAACCCCAAGCUGGGAGCCCAUGAGGUGGAGCUGAUGAAGGAGGCAGCCACUCUUUUCAGCUUCAUCUACCCCGCCCAGAAUCCUGAGCUCAUGGACUUGCUGUCCCAGAGGAAAGCCACCGUGCUGGCAAUGGACCAGGUGCCCCGCGUCACCAUUGCCCAGGGCUUCGAUGCGCUGAGCUCCAUGGCUAACAUUGCAGGAUACAAAGCUGUGUUACUGGCAGCCAACAGCUUCGGUCGCUUCUUCACCGGACAGAUCACCGCUGCUGGCAAGGUCCCGCCUGCUAAGGUGCUGAUCAUUGGAGGAGGUGUUGCGGGCCUGGCUGCGGCGGGCACUGCCCGGUCCAUGGGGGCUAUUGUCAGGGGCUUUGACACACGGGCGGCGGCUCUAGAGCAGUUCAAGUCCCUGGGAGCCGAGACUCUGGAGGUGGACAUUAAGGAGGCGGGCGACGGCCAAGGAGGCUACGCCAAGGAGAUGUCCAAGGAGUUCAUCGAGGCUGAGAUGAAGCUGUUUGCCAAGCAGUGUCUGGAGGUAGACAUCCUCGUCAGCACGGCACUGAUCCCAGGUCGCAAGGCCCCCAUCCUGAUCACCAAGAGCAUGGUGGAGAGCAUGAAGGACGGGUCGGUGGUGGUGGAUCUGGCCGCUGAGGCUGGGGGGAACAUUGAAACCACUGUGCCUGGGGAGCUGUCCGUACACAAGGGUGUGACCCACAUUGGCUUCACCGAUCUGCCCAGCCGCCUGCCCACCCAGGCCAGCACCCUGUACUCCAACAACCUGACCAAACUGAUCCGUGCCAUCAGCCCUUCCACGGAGAACUUCCAUUAUGAGGUCAAGGAGACGUUUAACUAUGGUACCAUGGACCAUGUCAUCCGAGGAUCCUUCGUCAUGCAGAAUGGAAUCAACCUCUUCCCAGCUCCUCUGCCUGAUAACAUUCCGGUGGCAGCCCCUCCCAAACCCAAGAGUGUGCAGGAGUUAGCGAAGGAGAAGGCUGCUGCUGUGUCCCCCUUCAAGGCCACCCUGACCACAGCCGGCAUGUACACUGGAGGUCUUGGUACUGUGUUAGGCUUGGGACUGGCUGCCCCCAAUGCUGCCUUCACCCAGAUGGUGACCACCUUUGGCCUGGCUACCAUUGUGGGCUACCACACGGUGUGGGGGGUGAGCCCAGCCCUUCACUCCCCACUCAUGUCCGUCACCAAUGCCAUAUCUGGUCUGACAGCUGUUGGCGGUCUCUCUCUCAUGGGGGGUGGCUAUGCCCCCUCCUCCUCUGCUGAAACCUUGGCUGUCGCUGCGGCCUUCAUCUCCUCAGUCAACAUUGCUGGUGGUUUCCUGGUGACCAAGAAGAUGUUAGACAUGUUCAAGCGUCCCACUGACCCUCCAGAGUACAACUACUUGUACCUUUUGCCCACAGGGGUGUUUGUAGGGGGCUAUGGAGUCGCCAUGCAGGCUGGCUAUAACAUUGAGCAGAUGAUGUAUCUGGGCUCAGGGCUGUGCUGUGUCGGAGCCUUGGCUGGCCUGUCCAACCAGUCUACCGCACGCUUGGGUAAUGCCCUGGGCAUGAUGGGGGUGGCAGGUGGCAUCGCUGCAACUCUGGGCUUCCUGAAGCCCACGCCUGAACUCCUGGCACAGAUGAGUGCCGCCAUGGCCGUGGGUGGUACCGCUGGGUUGGGCAUCGCUAAGAAGAUCCAGAUCACAGACCUGCCCCAGCUGGUAGCUGCCUUCCACAGCUUGGUGGGUCUGGCGGCGGUUCUCACGUGCGUGGCAGAGUACAUGAUUGAGUACCCUCACUUCGCAACCGAUCCUGCCGCCAACCUCACCAAAAUCAUCGCCUACUUGGGCACCUUCAUCGGAGGGGUCACCUUCAGCGGAUCCCUGGUGGCUUAUGGGAAACUGCAAGGUAUGCUGAACUCCGCCCCACUCCAUCUCCCCGGACGCCAUGUUCUGAACGCUGGGCUGAUGGCCUCCAGUGUGGGCCUGAUGAUUCCCUACAUGCUGGACCCCAGCUAUACCACAGGCAUCACCUGCCUGGGCUCCGUGUCCGCUCUGUCUGCUGUCAUGGGCCUAACUCUGACAGCAGCCAUUGGCGGUGCCGACAUGCCGGUUGUCAUCACUGUGCUGAACAGCUACUCCGGCUGGGCCCUCUGUGCUGAGGGCUUCCUACUCAACAAUAACCUCCUGACCAUUGUAGGGGCCCUCAUCGGCUCCUCUGGAGCCAUUCUCUCCUACAUCAUGUGUGUGGCCAUGAACCGUUCGCUUGCCAACGUGAUCCUGGGUGGGUACGGCACAUCGUCCACUGGUUCAGGCAAGCCCAUGGAGAUCGUGGGCACACACACCGAGGUCAACGUGGACCAGACGGUUGAAAUGAUCAAAGAUGCCCAGAACAUCAUUAUCACUCCAGGUUAUGGUCUGUGUGCUGCCAAGGCCCAGUACCCCAUCGCCGAGCUGGUCAAGAUGCUGCAGGAACAGGGCAAGAACGUCAGGUUUGGGAUUCACCCCGUGGCUGGUCGUAUGCCCGGGCAGCUCAACGUGCUGUUGGCCGAGGCCGGCGUGCCCUACGACAUUGUCCUGGAGAUGGAGGAGAUCAACGAGGACUUUGAUGAUACGGACCUGGUUCUGGUGAUUGGUGCUAACGACACAGUAAACUCUGCAGCCCAGGAGGACCCCAACUCCAUCAUCGCUGGAAUGCCUGUCCUGGAAGUGUGGAAGUCCAAACAGGUGGUGGUGAUGAAGCGUUCCCUGGGAGUGGGCUACGCAGCCGUGGACAACCCCAUCUUCUACAAGCCUAACACAGCCAUGCUGCUCGGCGAUGCCAAGAAGACGUGUGAUGCCCUGCAGGCUAAAGUUCGUGAGGCCAGUCAGUAAGCUGUGGCCUCCGGAAUAGCUGAAGGAGCAAUUAGACAUAGCAUUAAUGUUGUCCAUUUCCUCUCCUGGCAACAAGUUUUCCUUCAACACCUUUUUUCUAAACAGUUGUCUGCUAUGAUGAGUAUGUUUUCUCCUCUUUGUUAGGUAUUUGUGUCAGGAAGUACUAUGAGGUCUUUUUCUAUCCCCCUCCGUGUAAGCAAGGGGAACAAGCAACAGUGGCACACUUUUUUCAGAGAUUUUUUCCAAUGUUUUAUACUGUAAUGUUUUUGUAUUGGACCAGAUUGUAUUACAGAUGUCAGAUUGAGAUUCCAUUGAGUUUUUUCAAUCAGCAACUGUUGCAUGGUAAACUACAAUGUGAAGCAAUAGUCAAUUUUAGGCACUCUAACACUCCACUUUGUUCUUGCUGUUAACCUUGUUUUGUGAAGCGCAGGGUAAUGAGCGGCUUUGUGUUGUAGUGGUAAUGGUACAUGUCAUUCUAACCGUUAGUAGAGGAUUUGGUGAAUGUGGCUUCAGUUGGCCCUCCACCACACAACUAAGCUGCUUCUCUUCAUAGGACAGGGAUGCUGAAGGAACAGGACACAUAUGAGGUCAUGCUACAUUUAAUGAGGGAUGUGCAUCAUAAUAUGACUGUUGGAAAGGAUCAUCCAUUAUGUGACCGGGGUUUGAUAUAGAGUAGAUACAUUUAUUCAAUGCCGACAUUGUUUUUGAGGGUUAGUAAAUGUUCUGCCGUGUUUUUUCAAGCUCUUCUUCUGCCAUCAUCUACAUAGUUUGUCUUUUUCCUUACUGGGACCUGAAACAAUGCAACCCUAUGGAAAAACCAUGACAACAUCCCUACCUCUGUAGCUGACCAAAUUCCACUUCCGUUCUCUUGGUAACUGCUUUCUUCCUUUAACAAUUCAGUUUUCCAGACGUGUAUUUAUAAUGCUGUAUUUAAGCAAUAAGGUACAGGGGGGUGUGGUAUAUGGCCAGUGCAUAGAUCCAAUGCACCCCGGAGCCUGAGAUGCAUUAUUACUAUUAUGAACUGUUCACCAACGCACUGAUAACAGUAAAUCAUUAUUUGAUGUCGUAACCACGGGCCGCGGUAAACCAUCUCAUACAGUCGUGGCCAAAUGUAUUGGCACCCUUGCUUGCACUUUUUUUAAAUAACUCAAAUUGUCUUUGAAAAUAAGUUGAAAUUGACUAAAGUGUUUGGUCUCCACCGUGUGCCAGAGGAAGCAAAGCAACCCCAAAACAUCACAUUACCCCAGUUACGAUACUUUCUAAUUUCUGCUUUUAGCAGGUGAAAAUAAUAUUUUAAGAGUUAAGAUUUGGUAAAUAUUAUUUAGUAAAGUAUGUUUGGUUUUGUUGAAAUGCAAACCAAAGAAAUCCAUAUAUGGACACAAAAAUAUGUUUGAAUUUCAAUUGAAUUCUUGAAGAAAUGGCAAAAUAUUUGAAAAAGGUGCAGGGGGGGUACCAAUUCUUUUGACAACUUCCAUGGCUGCCAUCCAAACAACAUUCAGGAUCUAAACCACCCGGUUUACAGUAAGAUUGGUGCUAAGUAGGAAGGUUAAUGUAGGAAGAGUUGUCAUUCACUUAAACAUUGUCAUCGCAAUUAUAUUGUCAUUUGCCAUAUCUUUCCCAUUUUUAGUCAUAAAGUCAAGUACAAACAAAUGGAUAGGAUUACAUUUUGUGAAGAAAUGCUCUUCACAAGAGUAUUUUUGUAUAGGAAGACCAUUGUUGUAAUAGAAUUAAGGCUUAGCUGUUCAAAACAAUGUUCUAAUAGUAUUUCAUAGUGCCCUGGUUAGGAAAUGAAUGAAAUACUGUGAAUUGUUUGGUCUGGUUUAUCAUUGAGCGUCAUCCCUUAAUAAACCUUGAUUUUAAAACCUUGA